Molecule: messenger RNA, 648 nt
Organism: Fusarium fujikuroi IMI 58289
Lineage: Eukaryota; Fungi; Ascomycota; Sordariomycetes; Hypocreales; Nectriaceae
Exons: 1
Coding region: 1-648 (215 amino acids)
Source: RefSeq, a predicted model, not a curated record
AUGCCUUCCAUCGAAGCACACAUUUCCACUUCGUCUCCCGUUUUUGACUUGGAGUCUGAACACGACUACACCAUUUCUAUUGAUCUUUUUCUCCGAUACAGUUGCGCAAUAACUUUUCCAACACAAAAUCUCCGUCUCUUCGACUCACCUAUGAAUAAAGGUGGUCUGACAUUCACCGAUACGGAGACUGGGGCUGAGGCUCGUCGAAACACAAUCUUUAUCUGCGGGCCCGGUCACGAAGGGUCUUUGCGAGAAGACAACAAAGGGUGUUUCCUGACGCUACAUCCUGGACAGAAACACACUGUUGAAGCAUAUAUAUCACGCAUGGAAACUGGUGUUGGAGUCAUCCAAAUCCCGCCGGGAAGCACAGCCAAAGAAUACAGGGAGGCAAGGGAAGCGCAGCCCAAGGUUUGGAAAUGGUGGAAGGCGGAGAAUCUUGAAAACGAUAAGACUUACAAUGUCGGGGUUGACAAGGAAUCCACCAUAAAGCAAUGGUUUGAAGGGAGUAUGGAGGAGCUGCUUCGUAAGCCGUUGGCUGAGCGGACAGAUGAAAGGAUGAAGAAAGAGCCGGUCGUGAUCAAUGUAACUCAGGCAGCUGAGUUUACUAUGAAGAGGCCUGAUUCUGACGGGAGUUUAGACUGGCCUUAG